CAAGCAUCAAAUUAAUUCAAUGGCUGUUUGACAGUUCAAAAUUCCUCCACCUUCAGCCAUUCUGAAUAUAAAAUUGAAGAUUGUACUUCAACUGUUUUGAUUAAAUUUAGCAAAAUGGCAAGUGCAGUCGGCAAGGUACCUUCUCUAAUUGGUUCGGCAAUCGCACAGGCCCGUCCUAAAUUCAACAUCUUCAUGAAAUAUGCGCGAGUGGAACUGGCUCCCCCAAAACUAAGUGAAAUCCCACAAAUCAAAGCGGGCAUUGGCAAACUGUUGACAAGUGCUAAGACUGGUGCGUGGAAGGACCAGACUAUCAAACAGGCUACCCUAAACGCUCUUGUAGGAGCAGAAGUCAUCUUCUGGUUUUAUGUAGGAGAGUGCAUCGGCAAACGUCAUAUUGUGGGUUAUGAUGUUUAGGUUCUGAUUGUAAGCACUAAUUUCGUAGAUAUUAUGUUCAGCAAAAUAUAUUAUUAAAAUCA
Molecule: messenger RNA, 476 nt
Organism: Spodoptera litura
Lineage: Eukaryota; Metazoa; Arthropoda; Insecta; Lepidoptera; Noctuidae
Gene: ATPsynG
Product: ATP synthase, subunit G
Biological process (GO): proton motive force-driven ATP synthesis
Molecular function (GO): proton transmembrane transporter activity
Source: RefSeq, a predicted model, not a curated record